Molecule: messenger RNA, 2067 nt
Organism: Emys orbicularis (European pond turtle)
Lineage: Eukaryota; Metazoa; Chordata; Testudines; Emydidae
Gene: MISP3
Product: MISP family member 3
Exons: 3
Coding region: 1-2067 (688 amino acids)
Source: RefSeq, a predicted model, not a curated record
AUGGAUGUCCCCGGGAAGGGCCACAGGCCAGGGGAAGGCGGCGCUGAUCCCAUCAUCACACAAGAGAGGGAGCCUGGGGCACUCGAGCCCCCUGGCGCCACUUGCCAGGAUGAGGCACCAACACACGGACCGUCCCCUGCUGCCCCAGGUGAGGGGGGCAGCCAGGCAGAUCACCGCGGCACCUGCCCCGCUCCCCCAGCACAGCCAGACCCGGCUGAUGCCUCAGGCAACGGUGACGUCCUUGGUGACCCUCCUGGUGCCGCCCCCUCCUCGGAGCCACCUCAAGCUGCUGACGCCGUCUGCCAAGCGAGCCCCGGGGAGCCAAAGCUGAGUGCCGGCUCCGAGCAGGGCUGCCAAGAGAGUGCCGAGGCGGCGGGCACAGAGACGGGCGAGGAGAAGGCGCCCGGCCUGCACGGGGACGAGUCACCGACCACCGCCCCAGGGUCGGAGCAGCUGGCGGAGGAGUCCGAAAAGGGUCCGCAACCGUCUGGGGAACAGGGACCCCUGGCGCUGGUCAGCGCUGGUGCCCAGGGGGGCCAGGAUGGCAGCUGUCCACUCGAGCCGGAUGGCACGCUGGUGCCAGGGGCACCCUUGCUGGCACCGGGGGACCUUGCCCCUUGCAGCCAGCAGGGGGCAGCAGGCGCCAGGCCUGAGGCGGCCGUGCCAAGGUCUCCCGUGGCAACUGGUGACUCCUCUGGGCCUGCCCACCUGGCCUGCGACAGCAGCUGGGAGCCGGGGGGCGGGGAAGGCUGGAGGGAGGGACCAGCUGGCAGCUCGGCAGGUGGAGCCGGUGACAACAAUAAACCCCGGGGUGAGGUCGGAGCUGGGGCUGUGCUGGAAUCUGAGCCGAGCGAGGUGCCACCCAGCGCUGCCGGGCCCCGAGAGACCUCGCCCGGGGGAGACGGUGCCACGGGUCCAGCUGCAGUUCCAGCUGGUAUCAGGGAUCUGACUGGUACCAAAGAUCCAGCCGGUCCGCGAGAGACCGCCGGUGCCACAGAUCCGACCGGUGACGAUCCAGCUGCUCCCAGCGAUCUGGGCAGUGCCACAGCUCCAGCCGGUGCUGACGCGCCGACCAGUGCCGGGGACCCAGCUGGGGCCAAAGAGCCAGGAGCUGCCUCGGAGCAGAGCAUGGAGAAUGGGGACCCCUCCAGUGACGGCGAAGCCGCUCCGGCCCUGAAGCCGGGCGGCGAGACCCCCAUCGAGCGGGAGAUCCGGCUGCACCAGGAGAGGGAGGAGACCCUGAGGCGGCAGCGGGGCAUGGCCAGCCCGCGGAGCACCCAGGAGUACGUGGAGGUGCGGGUGAAGCCCAUCUUGAGCCAGGCCCAGCUGCCCGCCCAGCUGCCCAAGGAGAAGGAGCGCCAGUGGGCCGGGGCCCAGAUGCAGCGGGAGAUCCAGCGGGAGAGGCUCCGCGAGGAAGACCUGAUGCAUCUGGGCCAGGUGCGGGGCACCUAUGACCGGGGCACCCCCCAGGAGCUGCAGGAGAAGAAGAUGCUCUUCGAGCACCAGCCCAUCCCCGAGCCCCUUUCCCCCAGGAAGCCGGUGAGGGUCACCUGCAGCAGCAGCGCCGAGACCCCCCCGGAUCAGGGCCCCCGGGGACCGUCCUUCACCGAGGCCAACAGCCGGGCCAAGGUGGUCAUCCUGGAGCCCAGCACCCUGCUGCGCCCCAGCCCCGGCCGCCAGCCCCCCCUGGAGCAGAGCCCCUCGGCCCAGGGCAACCCGUUCUUCAGACUGCGCUCCAGGAGCCCCCAGUCCCGGCUGGAGCUCGAGGUGCAGGAGGCCCAGAAGAGGGAAGAGGAGCUGCAGAAGCAGAGGCACUGUCUGUACGGCUGGGUCCUGCCCCAGGAUGCCCAGGGGGCGGCCGACGGGCAGGAGCCGCGCCGCAGCCAGCCAGAGAGACCGUCCUACGGGAAGCUGGAUGUGACCUGGCCUCCCCCAGCCCUGUCGGGGAGCCCCCAAGAGAAUGGGCUGGACCAGGUGGAGAAAAGCCCCCGGAGCCUUCGCCAGAAAAGUGCCUUAAUCCAGCGCUGGGAGUCAGGAGCUGUCAGCAACCAGGAGACCCAGGAGUAG